ACUGACGAAGACGAUGGCUGAUCCGUUGAAACUAAUGUUUGACGAACUAGGAGUCUGCACAGAAGAAGCGCUAUUCUACCUCGAAGGAUUCCGAUGGGAUCUAAACGCAGCGACGGAGGCUUGCCGCACCAAAACAUUACCGUCGCCGGCUCAACCUCCGUCGUCGGAGAACCAGAGAACCGCGGCGGAGGAACAAAGCAGAAACGAGAAGAUCGCGAGAUUCAUAGACCUUUCUCAUGGAUCGGCGUCUGUGGCCGACGCAACAAAGUACCUCAGCGACAACAAUUGGAGCCUAGAGCACGCCGCCCGCGCUUUCUGUGCACAUCGCUAUGAUAAACCUGAGAAGAAGUCGAAACCCAUGCCGUUAUCUCACGACGGUGGUGAUACUGAGCCGCAGUUUCAUAGUACCUCGACAAAUCUCAGAAUCGAGAGCCCUCCUUGGGUUAGUACGGCGCCGUUUAGACUGGCACAGCAAAGAAUAAACCACUUCCACGAUGUCGUUUCUGCUGCCUCUGCAAAAGCCGUAAUCGAUUGCCUCAACUACUGCAAGGGGGAUGUAGAUGCCGCCAUCUUCUAUUUCGAUGACGUUUACAGUAAAAAGUUACCUGAUGAGAUCAAGGAAGAGCUCAUCGCUUCAUUCUCUUUGACCACUGGAGAGACUAGACAAGUUGCAAAAGUUUACUUGGAACAGUAUAUGUGGAAUCUAGGCCAAGCCGUCGACUCUUUCUUUGAACAUAGUGACUCGGAGAAACAAACAUCUGCAUUGAAUAACAGAGAUCCGCCACUUGAAGAGGCUGGUGAAGGAGACGUCACAGUGGGUAUACCUGGCAUGGCGUCAUCUCAAGCGGAUGGUGAGGCUGUAGAGGAAGGUUCAAGCACGGAGACAGUCCCUGAUCCUAUUAUGAUAACUAUCUCCUUGGCAGAUACGUCUGGGGUAUCGCUGGAGCUUCCUUUUACAUCAGACCAAACCGUAAGAGACAUCCGCAAUGCCAUUGACCAGCGAUAUCCAAAUAACGACAGGGGCUACGUUUUGGAAUCGGGGGAUGGAGUACGCUACAUGGAUUGGAAUGUAACUGUAUACAGAGUUACUAGGGGUGAAUCUACAACUCUCUUCCAGAUCUACCCCUAGCCUUUGUUUUGGUAACAGUUUUGAGAGAGAGAGAGAUAGAAAGAGGAUUCAUAUAGAACGUUGAAAAGGAUUCUCGCUUUGUAUAGGAAAAAAAAAUAGAACAGAGAAGCUUCAUACUUGUUUUGAAAUGGGAACUGAUAAGAGAUAGAAAGAGGAUUUA
Messenger RNA from Brassica napus (rape), 1289 nucleotides. RefSeq lists its product as uncharacterized. Gene Ontology annotation, molecular function: protein binding. The record is from RefSeq and is a predicted model, not a curated record. NCBI's taxonomy places the organism in Eukaryota, Viridiplantae, Streptophyta, Magnoliopsida, Brassicales, Brassicaceae. The transcript is spliced from 4 exons. The coding region runs from base 14 to 1129 and encodes 371 amino acids.